Molecule: messenger RNA, 690 nt
Organism: Mucor velutinosus
Lineage: Eukaryota; Fungi; Mucoromycota; Mucoromycetes; Mucorales; Mucoraceae
Exons: 4
Coding region: 1-690 (229 amino acids)
Biological process (GO): nucleosome assembly
Cellular component (GO): nucleosome
Molecular function (GO): DNA binding; structural constituent of chromatin
Source: RefSeq, a predicted model, not a curated record
AUGGUCGCCGCUGCUGCUACAAAGAAAACUACUCCUGCCAAGAAGGCCGAUCACCCCACCUAUGAAGCCAUGAUCCAAAACGCCAUCAUUGCUUUGAAGGAAAGAAAGGGUUCUUCCAGACCUGCCAUCAAGAAGUACAUCUUGGCCAACUACAAAGUCACCGCUGGUUCUCACUUCGAUUCACAAAUUGCUGCUGCCAUCAAGCGUGGUCAAGCCAAGAACCUCUUCAAUCUUCCUAAAGGUCUCUCUGGUACUGUCAAAUUGAACAAGACCGAGAAAAAGGCCGCUGAUAAGAAGCCUGCCGCUCCCAAGAAGGCUGCUGCCAAAAAGGCCGCUGCCGCCCCCAAGAAGGCUGCCAGCACCACCAGCACUACCACCGCCAAAAAGGCUGCCCCCGCUACAAAGGCUGCUGCCGCUAAGAAGGCUGCUCCCGUCAAGAAGGCUGCCCCCGCCAAGAAGACCGCUGCUCCCAAGAAGGCUGCCGCUGCCCCCAAGAAGGCCGCCGCUACCAAGAAGGCUGCUGCUCCCAAGAAGGCCGCUGCUCCCAAGAAGAAGGCUUCUACCACUGAAAAGGCUGGUGUCAAGGCUCCCAAGAAGAAGGCCACUGCCCCUAAGAAGGCUGCUGCUGCUCCCAAGAAGGCCGCCGCCGCCAAGAAGGCUGCCACCACCAAGAAGGCUGGUAAGGCAUAA